CUGAAGUUACCACAACAGGAAGCGUCACUGCGCUAAAAACAUUGGAGUAGGAAAAGUGCAACAAAACGCUGUCGAACACGAAGCUGCAGGAAUGUUUCGUUUUAAGAAAAUGUGUUAAUUUGUGAAAUAAUAUUUUUAUAAUCCACAACUUGUCUUCAUUUGAUCGUCAUCCAUCUUGAGAACUGUCGAAUUUGCGUCACUAGCAGCCCUCGAUAGAUCGGUUGUGUUGACCAAAAUGGAUGACAGCAAGAUGGUGGGAGGCAAAGUCAAGAAACCCGGUAAACGAGGCCGUAAACCCGCUAAGAUUGAUCUGAAAGCGAAGUUGGAGAGGAGCAGGCAGAGCGCCCGGGAGUGCCGAGCCAGGAAGAAGCUCCGGUAUCAGUACCUGGAGGAACUCGUGUCCAGCAAGGAGAGGGCCAUCUGCGCCCUGAGGGAGGAGCUGGAGAUGUACAAGCAGUGGUGUACAGCCAUGGACCAGGGGAAGAUCCCGUCUGAGAUAAAGGCCCUACUGACGGGAGAUGAACAGAAGCCUCCUCAGAGCUCCUCCACCAAGAGCUCCAAGAACAGCAACCAGAGCUAAUGUGUUGGGAGUGCCAGACCAGAACUAGUCUGACUGUCAGUUUGUUAGAGGUGGCAGCCCUGGGUUGUAUUCAUUAGGAAAUGAUAUCAAACGUUGUGCAACAGAAAACAGGGUGUUCAUAUAAUACCUACCCCCUUUUUUUCCAUCCUGUUUGUUGCCCUGGUGAAUACGACCCAGAGCGAGUCUGUCUGAUGAAAGGUUCCAGGCCAGAGCUAGGGCAGUAGGUACUCGGUCUGUCAUGCCUAGACCGCUCCACUGUAUAAGGCCUCUGUGACAGAGAGUGAAGAGGUGUCUCACCGGUCUGUCUGUUUCAGCCCCCUCUAGAGGAGACGCGCAGCAACAGAACUGUCAGAGACACAUAUCAUUACUAACGCUGGAGGACCUUCAGAAGUAAUAGCUUGUAUUAUUUACAGUUGUAAUCCACAUCACUGGCCUGAUUUAUCAUGCGUGGUUCACUAUUGCAACUCUUGGAUUCGUUAAUGUUAGUAAUGUGAAAUAUUGCUAUUAGUUGCAGCUAUAGACACCUUUAGACAGCCUUGUAUUAUUGAGCAGUUCAUUUUAAUUUCCUUCCUCAAUGUUUUAGCUUCUACGUGUGAGAAUUGAGGAAGCCUUUAAUGGUACAUGGAUGAAACCAGGACAGAAGAAGUUGAAAGGGUUUAGGCUGUGCAUGUCCUACCUGGCCUAGACAUUCAGACAAAACAAAAAAGCACAUAUUCACCUUCAAAUAAGGAAUUACUCUUUGACCUUUUAUUGGUUAGUUUGUGUUGGGAAAAGAGCAGAACAUAACAUCCCAAAUGCCACUCCAUUCCCUAAAUAGAGCCCUGGUCUAUAGUAGUACACUAUAUAGGGAAUAGGGCUCUGGUCUAAAGUAGUGCACUAUAUAGGGAAUAGGGCUCUGGUCUAAAGUAGUGCACUAUAUAGGGAAUAGAGCCCUGGUCUAAAGUAGUGCACUAUAUAGGGAAUAGAGCCCUGGUCUAAAGUAGUGCACUAUAUAGGGAAUAGAGCCCUGGUCUAAAGUAGUGCACUAUAUAGGGAAUAGAGCCCUGGUCUAAAGUAGUGUACUAUAUAGGGAAUAGGGCUCUGGUCUAUAGUAGUGCACUAUAUA
Molecule: messenger RNA, 1685 nt
Organism: Oncorhynchus nerka (sockeye salmon)
Lineage: Eukaryota; Metazoa; Chordata; Actinopteri; Salmoniformes; Salmonidae
Product: cAMP-responsive element-binding protein-like 2
Exons: 3
Coding region: 236-580 (114 amino acids)
Biological process (GO): regulation of DNA-templated transcription
Cellular component (GO): nucleus
Molecular function (GO): DNA-binding transcription factor activity
Source: RefSeq, a predicted model, not a curated record